AUGGGCAACCUUCCAGCCGCUCGUGUCACCCCUUCGGCGCCUUUUACUCAUUCUGGGGUUGAUUACGCCGGCCUACUCCACGUAAUUUCAUUCGUCGGCAAAGGGCAAAAAGCCAAAAAGGUAUAUAUUGCUCUGUUUGUUUGUCUUGCUACAAGGGCGAUUCACCUCGAAUUAGUGGAAGAUUACUCCACGCCCGGCUUUCUUGCAGCCUAUCAGAGGUUCGCUAGCCGAAGAGGUCUGCCGCGUCACAUGUAUAGCGACAACGGCACAAAUUUUCAUGGAGCCAACCACGAACUCCAUCGACACUUUCAAUCCUUAUCGAAGGAUGCUGAAUUGCGAAACGCGCUCGCAGGCGACGGAGUGAACUGGCAUUUCAUUCCCUCCGCCGCUCCACAUUUCGGCGGCCUUUGGGAGGCCGGAGUCAAGAGCCUUAAAACGCAUCCGAGGCGCGCUGUUGGUUCCCACACACUUUCGAGGGCUGAACUCGCGACGCUUCUAUGUAAAAUAGAAGCGUGCCUUAACUCGCGACCAAUCGUUCCGCUUAGUGACGACCCGGGUGACUUGUCGGCGCUCACCCCCGGUCACUUUCUGAUUGGACGGCCCCUUGUAGCCGUUCCGGAGGAAUCGGUACUCGCGAUCGACCCGCGUAGGCUCUCGCGAUGGCAACUAGUCCGUGCCAUGCAGGAAACCGUGUGGCGUGCCUGGUCACAGGAUUAUUUACAUUCGCUUCAACAGCGAAACAAGUGGUGCAAGCAGUCUCCUAACUUCGCAAUAGGCGAAUUAGUAUUAGUUAAAAGUCCCGUGCUCCCUCCGAGCAAAUGGGAGCUUGCCCGAGUACAGUAG
Molecule: messenger RNA, 843 nt
Organism: Nylanderia fulva
Lineage: Eukaryota; Metazoa; Arthropoda; Insecta; Hymenoptera; Formicidae
Source: RefSeq, a predicted model, not a curated record